Molecule: messenger RNA, 1515 nt
Organism: Sorex araneus (European shrew)
Lineage: Eukaryota; Metazoa; Chordata; Mammalia; Eulipotyphla; Soricidae
Product: double C2-like domain-containing protein gamma
Exons: 10
Coding region: 100-1224 (374 amino acids)
Cellular component (GO): membrane
Source: RefSeq, a predicted model, not a curated record
CCGGGUGAGUGCGGGGGCGGGAGGCGCUGGCCAGCCCGGCGCAGUGUGCAGCCCGCGCGGCGCGGCCCGGACGCGCCCAGGCCGGGGGUCCGCGCGCCCAUGGCGGGGUCGGGGCGGCGGAGGGUGAGCAUGCAGGAGCACAUGGCCAUCAACGUGAGCCCGGGCCCCAUCCGGCCCAUCCACCUCAUCUCCGCCUACUUCCCGCGCUCCUACCCCUUCGUGGGGCGCCCCCUGCACCCGGCCGCGGGGGCCCCCCGCCCCGCGUCCCUGCCGCAGCCCCUCCCGGAGCCAGACGGCGACUCGGACGACAGCACCGCCCUGGGCGCCCUGGAGUUCACCCUCCUGCUGGACGCCGACAACAGCGCCCUCCACUGCACGGCGCACCGGGCCAAGGGCCUCAAGCCGCCGGCGUCGGGCUCCCUGGACACCUACGUCAAGGCUGACCUGCUCCCGGGGGCCAGCAAGGCCAGCCGGCUGCGGACGCGCACGGUGCGGGGCACGGGCAGCCCCGUCUGGGAGGAGACCCUCACCUACCACGGCUUCACGCGCCAGGACGCGGCCCGCAAGACGCUGCGGCUGUGCGUGUGCGAGGACCCCAGGCUGCGGCGCCGGCGGGCGGCCCCCCUGGGGGAGCUGCGCGUGCCCCUGCGGAAGCUGGUCCCCAACCGUGCCCGGAGCUUCGACGUGUGCCUGGAGCAGCGCAGGCUGAUCAAGCGGCCCAAGAGCCUGGACACCGGCCGAGGCAUGGCCCUGUAUGAGCAGGUGGACGCAGAGGCGGCCGGGGAGGAGCGUGGCCGCGUCCUGCUGUCGCUGUGCUACAGCUCCCGGCGGGGGGGCCUGCUCGUGGGGGUGCUGCGCUGCACCCACCUCGCCCCCAUGGAUGCCAAUGGCUACUCGGACCCGUUUGUCCGGCUCUUCCUGCACCCGAACGUGGGGAAGAAAUCCAAGUACAAGACCAGUGUCCGGAAGAAGACCCUGAACCCCGAGUUCAACGAGGAGUUCUUCUACGCGGGCCCCAGGGAGGAGCUGGCCCAGAAGGCGCUGCUGGUGUCCGUGUGGGACUAUGACCUGGGCACGGCCGACGACUUCAUUGGUGGGGUGCAGCUGAGCGGCCAGGCCGGCGGGGAGCAGCAGUGGCACUGGCACGAGUGCCUGGGCCACAGUGACCGCCGGCUGGAGCUGUGGCACCCGCUGGACGGGGCACCCCUCCCGCUCAGCGACUAGGCCAGCCCCUCCCCCUAGCCGCCAGCACCCAGUCACCCCCGUAGCCAGCCCUGUCCCGCUCAGAACAGGCACCCAGCCCCCCACCAGGGCCCCCUGCAGCCAGCCCCCUCUGCCCCCAGAGCCCCCUGCAGCCAGCCCCUUCCUGCCCCCAGAGCCCCCUUCGGCCAGCCCCUUCCUGCCCCCAGAGCCCCCUGCGGUCAGCCCCCUCCCGCUCAGCAACAGGCACCCAGUUCCCGCGCCCAGCCCCCGAGGCUCCCUGCGUCCCCGAGCAAUAAAGGCGUCCAGAGCAGA